ACUCGGCCGCCUGAGCGUUCUGGAGGUCAGCCAUCCAAAACCAGCUUCACCAAGCUAAAGUCAAAAGGUGUUGGUAUUAAAAUGUCUGACAACGCCAGUGACACCUCAGCCACUGGAGACAAAGCAGAAAUUGCCAAGAUUCCUGAAGAGAGUGAAUUUUCACCCAAAGACACAGAAGCCCCCUGUGAUUCAGCUGUGAUUUCAAACGAGCCGACAGCAGCUGAUGCCAGAGGCGAUGGGCAUGAAAAUGCCACUGUCCAGGGUGCAGAGACCACUGACUCUGGGCACCCUGAGUGGCCCCAACACAGCAGUGUCAUGGAGCACCCCCUCAAUGGAGAAGUGACUGAUGACACCCUUGUUGAAUGCACUGACCCCGUGAGCCUCGAGGCAGAGCUCGGAUCGGAAAUACCCCUGAAAGAACAAAUUAAUCAGGCUGUGGAUUCACCUUCCCGUGGAGGAGGAUGGGCAGGCUGGGGCUCCUGGGGCAAAUCUCUGCUCUCAUCAGCGUCUGCUACAGUAGGUCAUGGAUUGACAGCAGUCAAGGAAAAGGCAGGGGCCACCCUGCGGAUUCAUAGUGUCAAUUCCAGCUCUCCGGAAGGGGCCCAACCUGGUGCUGAAAAUGGAGUCCCUCAGAGUGUGGCCACAGAUCAGAGCCCUGCAGAAAGCCCACCCACUUCUCCUGCAUCUGGGAUGGGCAUGCUGUCAGCCAUCACCCAUGUGGUUCAAAACACAGGUAAAAGUGUCUUAACAGGCGGUCUUGAUGCUUUGGAAUUCAUCGGUAAGAAAACCAUGAAUGUCCUCGCGGAGAGUGACCCAGGCUUUAAGCGGACCAAGACGCUCAUGGAGAGAACCGUUUCCUUAUCGCAGAUGUUAAGGGAAGCCAAGGAGAAAGAGAAGGAGAGACUGGCCCAGCAGUUGACAGCCGAGAGGACUGCCCACUAUGGGAUGCUGUUUGAUGAAUAUCAAGGUUUGUCACACCUGGAAGCUCUGGAAAUUCUCUCCAACGAAAGUGAAAGCAAGGUUCAGUCAUUUUUAGCAUCCCUCGAUGGAGAGAAGCUGGAACUCUUAAAAAACGACCUGAUUUCCAUUAAAGACAUCUUUGCAGCCAAAGAAUUAGAGAAUGAAGAGAGUCAAGAAGAACAAGCCUCAGAGGAAAAGGGAGAAGAAUUUGCUAGCACGCUUACGGAACUUCUCUUUGAAUUACACGUCGCGGCCACGCCUGACAAGCUCAAUAAGGCCAUGAAGAAAGCGCAUGACUGGGUAGAAGAAGAUGAGGCUAUGGUGUCCAUAAAUAUGGCGGAACCAUCGGAGGAGAGCACUGGAGAGGAAGAGACGGAAGAGAAACCAGAAAAUCCUGAAGAAGACAAACAGGAAGAAAGGAGAACUAAGACAGUUGAGGAAGUAUAUAUGCUGUCCGUCGAAAGUCUGGCAGAAGUAACAGCACGCUGUAUUGAGCAGCUUCAUAAAGUAGCAGAAUUAAUUCUUCAUGGGCAAGAAGAGGAAAAACCAGCUCAGGACCAAGCAAGAGUUCUGAUAAAAUUAACUACUGCGAUGUGUAAAGAAGUGGCCUCCUUAUCAAAGAAGUUUAUGAAUUUUUUAACCACUGUUGGGAGCGACAAGAAGGCCGAGGUCCUUAACCCCAUGAUCAAUAGUGUCUUGUUAGAGGGCUGCAACAGCACCGCGUACAUCCAGGACGCCCUCCAGCUGCUGCUGCCCGUGCUGCAGGACUCACACAUCCAGAUGGCUGGCUCAGAAGCACAGCCGGGUCCUGGCCAGACUCCAUCCAGUUAAAGAGGUGGGCAGGCCUCAUGGCUUCGAGAUGUACCAGAUGUUUUCUCCACAUCUGGCCCCAGACGCCCCUUGGAGGACUCCAGGAGCAAUUUUGCACGGACAGUAUGGAGAAUGCAAGUUGAAAGAAAGCAUCCUGUCUCUUACUGUAUAUGGUGGUUUUAUAAGUAAUUGUGUUUUCUUUACGUUAAUUUAAAUUUACAUGGCUUUAUAUUGA
This is a messenger RNA of Neogale vison (American mink), 2005 nucleotides long. It is a transcript of the gene FAM114A1, whose product is annotated as family with sequence similarity 114 member A1. The transcript has 15 exons. Bases 82 to 1791 code for a protein of 569 amino acids. The record is from RefSeq and is a predicted model, not a curated record. Lineage: Eukaryota; Metazoa; Chordata; Mammalia; Carnivora; Mustelidae.